AUGUACUGCCCACUCACUUCAAUCGCUGGCAUCCUGCGUUCUACCUUGAGCACGGAGGCGUUGGCCGCGAAGGAUGCCACUGAGAAGGUGACGGAGUUCAACAUCAUAGACCAGGCGGUGCGCAACGUGGCGGAGCAGCUUUCUAGGUCGAGCAACUGGCACCGGCGAUUCGAGCACCUUCAGGAGUACAUUUGCGAAACCAACCUGGAGCUGCAGGGGAUCCACGACGUGCGAUGGCUCUCUAGAGGAGAGGCAGUCAAGCGGUUCGCCAAGGUUCUGCCGGCGACAAUCGUCCUGCUGCACGAUUUCAAGCACGCGCUAUGCGAAACGGUCACCUCUUUCAAAUUCCACUUCAUGCUUUUCUUCUUUGCAGACAUUCUUGCCGUGCUCAACGAGCUCAACACCAAGUUCCAGAAGCAGCAGGUUGACAUCACUGUGGUCGCGGGGGAGGUGUCACUCGCUUGCCGGACGAUCGAUGUGCGUUACGUGGACUGCGAGGAUCGUUUUGGCAACGAUCAGUCGCCCCUGCUCUGCGCGUUCCUGAAGAAACACGGCAACCCCGAGCACCGCGAAGUCACUGUCAAAGGCGUGGACCAGAACGGCGAAGCUGCAGAGCACGAGUUCGUGCUUCACGAGCGCAAGAUCCCAGGCCAUAAGACUGGCGGGGACUACUACUCCUGCAAGGCGGUGUGCCAGGAGUUUGCGAGGGUCUGCGUUGCGCGACUGGAGUUCCGCCUGGAAGACCUCAAGAACCUGGCCGGCUCCAAGCUUUUCCGGCCAUCGUGCUAUCCCGACGACAACGCGCAGCGGAUGAAGAAGUGCCGCGAGUGGUUGGGCAUGCUAGACCACAUGUUUCACCACCGCCUCUUUGCUGGCAUAGUGGCUGGAGGCCCUCCACCAGAUCCGAGCGGAAAGUCUGAAACAGUGGUCCCGCUUCUCCCAGUUAGCAGCGCGCCGAGUAACACCGCGGAUCCGAGCACUCCGACGUCUGCCGUCGUCACCAUGGCGACUUCUGAAGGCCCGCCAGUUUAUAACACUCUUAAUGAACCCGUUAUUGUCACCUUGAAACGAGACGUGUGGCGUGUGAUACACAAUCUCCGGAACGUGGUGUUGCCGAUGGGACGAGGCGAAGGGGCUCACAGCUCCAUCCGUGACUGGGACUUGUGGGGUCCCUUCUUCUUCAUCAUCUUCCUCGCCUUCAUCCUCUCAUCCUCAGCCUCGGAGAACAAGUCCAAAGUCUUUGCAGUGGUCUUCGGUGUCCUCUCCUCAGGGGCAAUCAUCCUCACUCUUAAUGUGCUCCUUCUGGGAGGGAGGAUCAUCUUCUUUCAGAGUCUCAGUGUGCUUGGAUGGUGCGCUGCUGUGCCCGCUUCCGCUGCUGUGCCCGCUUCCGCUGCUGUGCCCCCUUCCGCUGCUGUGCCCCCUUCCGCUGCUGUGCCCGCUUCCGCUGCUGUGCCCCCUUCCGCUGCUCUCUUCGCAUCAGUGGUCGCGAUUGGUUCAGCUGCCGUCUUCUCUCUGCCGUUUCUCCUGCCCACGGCCUUCGUGUUCUCGCCUCUCGUAGCGGUGAUUGCUGCGUACGGCUAUCUCAAGUCCCGCUCGCCACAGCAGAAUUUCCUGCAGGGCCCCAGCAGCAACGCGGGUAGGAGGCCAUGGCAGCCGUCCCCAGGUGUGCCACAGAAGCAUCUCCAACCAUCCGCAGGUGUGCCAGGAGCUGCUGGCAUUGCAGCCCCCGAGCCUCUGCAACCGACACAAGUUGCCCGUCUGCCAGAACCUCCCAGCACCAGCAUGGGCGUGCAGGGUCGGUCUGGCUUGCCUCCUGCAAGUGAGUCAGCAGCAGGCGGGGAAAGGGGACCGAGCAACAGGGCUGGUGGAUUCGGAGAGUCUCAGGCAAGGGAAAGGACCAACCUGGAUGUUGCUCGCCGAUUCCCCCCUCCUCAACUUGCCCCUCGUCAUGCAGCUUCCCAUGUAGGCCCCUCUCAUGCAGCCCCUUCUCAAGCUGCCUCUUCUCAAGCUGCCUCUUCUCAAACUGCCCCUCAUCAAGCUGCUCCUCAACUUGCCGCUCCUCAUGUGGCUCCGGCCCUCCCUACUUUCAUUCGAGCUCGUCCCUCAAGCCCGGAGUCUGUGCAUGUAGCAGGGUAUCCUAAAGCUAGGGCAGUGGCUGGGCUGGGUAGCUUGGAAGGAUCUGCAGUGGUGGCGGGAGCACCACGGCCGACGGUGAGAAUGAGGGUUCAGGCGAUUGACUAUGGUGGGGCUGAGGAGGAGCCGGCUGGAGGGAGAGGGACAAGGGUGGGAGGAUUAGAAGGGGUGGAGGAACAGCGGCAGGAGAGGGAGGAGGAUGAGGGAGAAGAGGAGGAAGAGGGGCCAACACUGGUGCUUCAUCACAUUCCGAAGGAGUUGACUGGCGCCGCACGUGUCCGGGGGGGCCAAGCAGGCGUGGCAGGAGAGAUUGGCGAGUCAGAGACGGCAGGAGAGACAGGUGCGACAGGUGGUGCAAGAGCAGAAGCGCCCGAAGCAAGCAAAGAGGAGAUGACAGCAGGCGUGGCAGGGCAGGAAGGCGAGAAACCCGAGGCAGAGGUGGAGGAGAAGCGUGUGGUGGAUGGGCAGGGUGGGGAGGGAUCAGAGGAGGAUCAAUUGUUGAUGGAGAAGGAAGUGCAAGAGGAGGGGGUGCGGGUUGCGAGUGAAAUCAAAAAACUUGAGAAGGUGCUAGCUGGACGCACAAUCCAGAGCCCUGGGUCUCCACGGGAGGAGGCUGAGCUGCUGUGUGGUCUUGUGGGGGUGACCCCCCCUCCUCCACUGUCCCCUCAGCCGAGGUUUCCCAGGCAGGCACGUGCGUCGAGGAAGCAGACUGUAGAAGGGCAGCUGUGGGAAGUGGGCCGUGCCAGCCAGCUGGUGGAAGCAACCAAGGAAGAGCUUGUGUCAUGCAGGGAGGACGUUUUGGACCGGCAUCUGGAAUUCCGCACGGCAGCACCCAGCGACCUGCAGCGCGUGCAUUCCCUGGAAGAGGCAGGAUACCCCACAGACGAAGCAGCCUCCCUCGACUCCCUCACCUACCGCAUCCACCAAGCCAGCUCGGUGUUUCUGGUGGCGACACUUGGCAGCGAGCUAGUGGGCUUCGUGUGUGGCACUCAGACAGCCAAGGACGAGCUGGACCAUGCCUCAAUGUUCACCCAUGACCCCCAAGGCAGGACCUUGUGCAUUCAUUCCGUGUGUGUGGGGCAAGAGUACCGUCGUCAGGGCAUUGCGACAAUGACAGCAAGGAGCAGGCACCUCAACUCGCUCCUGCUGAUGCUGCCACUGCUCGCCGUCGUAUUAGCUGGUAAAACGCCCCGCGGCAGUGCGGAGCAGCUGCUGCAGCAUGAUCACAGCGGACUCGAACCCAUGUCCACAGCGAUCAAACUGCGGGGAGGAGUGGCGAGCAGCGGCCGGCUCCUAGCAUCCUCAAAUUCCCCAGCCGAUGGAUCUUCUGCAGAUUCUUCCCCUUCCUCUCCAUCUCCUCGAGAUUCCCAAUUGUCACCACCUUCUCGGCCCUCCGCCGCCGCGGCCAUCGACUCCUUUUCCCGCUCUCCUUCCCGCUCCCCUUCCCGCUCCCCUUCCCCAGCCUCCCCCUGCUCCUCCCGCUGCCCCGGGGGCUCUGAGUUCGAGCCUGUCGCCUCGGGUCUGGUGGACGAUCUCCUGGGCAAAGUGCUGGUUCUCCUGGACGACGUGCCAGACACAGACGCAGGCACAGACACAGACGCAGACACAGGCACAGACGCAGACACAGGCACAGACGCAGACACAGGCGGGGCUGCACGGGACGGGGCUGGCGGGAAGGGUGAUAGACGGACUGGCGGUGGGGACAGUGGGGCUGGCGAGGAGAGUGGGGAGGACGAGGAUGAUAGGGAGCUUGGGAACGGGCGUGGUGGAGGUGAUUUGGAGGGGGUGGAGGAGGAGACUGAGAGGGAUAAUAGUUGGGCGGACGAGUUGAUGGGGCAGGGGCAGGGACAAGGGCAGGGGCAGGGACAAGGGAAGGGGCAGGGACAGGGGCAGGGGCAGGGGCAGGGACAGCGGCAGGGGCAGGGCAAAGGACGGGGGCAGGUGAAGAAGCGGAGUUGCAAAUGCGUGGAGCCGUUCCACGUGUCGCUGCGGUUCUCCAUCUGCUCCACCAACAUCACCCUCUCGUCCCUCCUCAACCCCGCCCUCUCCUCCCCACCCGGCCGCCCUGCCCCAGUUCCUCCAUCAUCCCCUUCGUCGUCCGGUCCCCCACCCGUGCCUGACAGGCAGGCGGCAGACACUGGCACCUUCUUCCCGUGGUUCAAACCCAAAGGGCGCACAGACCCGCCCCGGUCACAGCUAGACGAGAACGACAAUGAUCAGAGCGUUUCUUAUCAGAGCGACAGGCAGGGCAGGGCAGGGCAGCAAGGGGGUGAUGCAGCAGGGCGGGGCAGUGCUCCCCCGGCAGCCAUGCCCCUCGACCUACCAGAGCUUGAAUCCCACUGCCUGCCGCUGCUGCCCCCCCCCUCCCCGCCCCUCGCCACUCCUCCCUCGCGAAACCCACCUGCCACUGAAGCAUUGCGGAAUGCGACAACAGCAGCAGUGGCGACGCUGUUCGCGCCGCCAGCCCUCGCCCGCUUCGCAGGUAGCCUCAUGGUGCUGCUGGCGUGCAGCAACGCCGGCACCGCCGUGGCCGUCACUCCCGGCAACCUCACAAGCGUGGAUCUCGCGAUCUAUCCCCGCCCCGGCUUCGAAAGUUUCCUACCCGAGGAGGAAGAGCAGCUCAAAACGCAUCUGGAAGCCAUCGGCCGGGGCGUGUUUAACCUGGAUGUGGGGCCGCGGGGUGAUGGCGUGGUGCGGAACGGUACUGGUGGGUAUGGGAGAGGGGGAAAGGGUCAGGGAAGGGGGAGUGGCAGUAAUGGUCGUGUUCUUCCCGGUUGUUCUUGGGCAGAGAAGAUGCCCGUCGGCCCUUCUCUCUUUGGGGUGUUCUUUGAAGUGGCUGAUGUUACGGUGCCCAACACAACCACCAGCAGCAGCAGCAACAACGUCACUGGCAACAACAUUGCCGUUACCAACGACCCUGCUGCUGCUACAGCUGGAACAUCCCCUGAGGACGGCUGGCCUGUCCCAAGUGCAGAUUCUUUCAGUAGCAACGGCAGCAGCAGCGCCACGAGCACUGCUGAUUCUACUGCUCCUGCUGGCCUCGCCACCCCUCUCAUCGUAGCCAUUGCUCUCGCUGCAGCUGCUGCUGCUGCCACUGCUGCCAUUGCUGCUGUCCUGCUCUUCUGCCCCUCCUGCUGCUGCGGCGGCAGGAGGAAGCACCGCAGGAGUGACAGCGCGAGCAGCGGCAGUGGCAAGGGUGGGGGGAAGCUGUUUGCAGCGAAUCUGCGGGUGUUUGGAGGGAAGGGGCUCGAUGGAGGGAUGGUGAAGCUGAAUGGCUUCCGCAAGGCGCUUGGAAGCAAAGCCUUUGCUCGCCUCGUCCCCGACCCAGAAGCCAUCCUCGCUACAGGCGCACUCGACAUAAGCUACACUGCCAUCGAGGCCGCCACGCACCGCUUCAGCGAGAAGAACCUUCUGGGAAGGGGCACGUUCGGGCGUGUGUAUAAAGCCACUCUACCCAAUGGGCUGAGGCUCGCUAUCAAGAGGCUCGACCUGUUCGUUGCUGGGGGGGAUGUGGGGCGAGGAGGAGGAGGAGGGAGAGGGGGAGGAGGGAGUGGGGGCCAAGCAGGGGUGUCCAGGGAAGCUGCGAGGAAACUGUUCGUGCAGCAGGUGGAGGCGUUAUCUCUCAUGCGCUGUCCCCACGUGGUCCCACUGCUUGGCUACUCCACAGAUGGCGUCAGUGCCGUUCUGGCAUAUGAGUUUGUGCCCAACGGCAGUUUGCACGACCACCUACAUGGCUCAGGGCGGCUGGACUGGGCGCACAGAGUGAAGAUCGCCGUGGCAGUAGCCAGAGGCCUGCAGAGCCUGCAUCACCGCCUCGUGCCCAUCGGCCCCGCCUCGCCCCUCUCCCACCCCCAUGAAGCCACUGCCUCCCGGGACCCUUCCCACGUGCAGCACCCAGGAGCAGCAACCGGCCAAUCAGCGUCAUCUACCUCACCUUACACCACAAACCCCGACUACAGCUCCAAUCCCACUGCCCGCCUCAACCCCACUAACGCCUCCUCUGACUCGCUACAGACUGGUGUUAACGGUACCAGUGCUGCCAACGGUGGCAGUGGUGCCUAUGCCUCCCCCCACAGCUCCCUGCCGUCGUCCCUCAGCGGCUCCCCCCACAAGCUGGACACCCUGCAGGAGAGCCCGCUGGAGGGGGAAGGGGAGGGGGAGGGGGAGGGGUAUGGGGAAGGGGAGGAGGAGUUUCUCGUUUCUGUGAGUCAGCGGGAUGGGCUGAGUGACAGUGAUAGCUACAGCAGCAGUGGGGAGUUUGAGAGCGGGAUGGGGAGUGGUGUUGGUGGGGUGGGGAUGGAUGGGGAGGAGGGGGAGGGCGAUGGCAGUGGGGGAAAGGAAGAGGUGGUGGUGAGGGACGGGCGGCGGUGGGUGCGGGCAGUGCAUGCGAACCUCAAGAGCGCCAACGUGCUGCUUGACAACUCGGGGAACGCCAAGGUGACGGACUACUGUCUCUCUCGCCUGGCGGAGGAUGCUCUUCCCACCAGGCGGGGCGGCAGGGCCACGGGCACCUUUGGGUACCUCGCUCCAGAAGGGGUAUUGUUCGGUGUGAACACGCAGCGCAGUGACGUGUACAGCUUUGGAGUGAUCCUGCUGGAGCUCAUCACGGGGCGGCGCCCCAUCGACCUCUCUAAACGACCCGAUGAACAAUCUCUCGUCUCGUGGGCUGUGCCGCUCAUCGACAGGGAUGAGACGCUUGCCAUCGCUGACCCCGCCUUGCGGAACCGCUUUCCACCAACUAGCUUCCACCACCUGGCCACUGUUGCCGCCGUGUGCGUGCAAUCCGAGCCGUCCUUCCGGCCAACAAUGGCGCAGGUCCUUGGAUCGCUGGUCCCUCUCAUUGACCUUGCCGAACAGUGGAAGAGCCAGGGAAAGCCACAUGCCGGGCCCCUCAAGUCUGCUUCUCCACCCUCAUCCGGUUUGACUGAGAAUGCAGAGGGGCUGAGUGGCGUGGUGGACAAGUGGGGCUGGACCGCCAUGCAUGUGGCUGCUCGGAAUGGUGACUCCCCCGUGGUCAGUCUCACCUGCCUCCCCGCCUGCACCCAUGCAGCACAGCCAUGCACCAGCUCUCACCCAUGCAGCACAGCCAUGCACCAGCUCUCACCCAUGCAGCACAGCCAUGCACCAGCUCUCACCCAUGCAGCACAGCCAUGCACCAGCUCUCACCCAUGCAGCACAGCCAUGCACCAGCUCUCACCCAUGCAGCACAGCCAUGCACCAGCUCUCACCCAUGCAGCACAGCCAUGCACCAGCUCUCACCCAUGCAGCACAGCCAUGCACCAGCUCUCACCCAUGCAGCACAGCCAUGCACCAGCUCUCACCCAUGCAGCACAGCCAUGCACCAGCUCUCACCCAUGCAGCACAGCCAUGCACCAGCUCUCACCCAUGCAGCACAGCCAUGCACCAGCUCUCACCCAUGCAGCACAGCCAUGCACCAGCUCUCACCCAUGCAGCACAGCCAUGCACCAGCUCUCACCCAUGCAGCACAGCCAUGCACCAGCUCUCACCCAUGCAGCACAGCCAUGCACCAGCUCUCACCCAUGCAGCACAGCCAUGCACCAGCUCUCACCCAUGCAGCACAGCCAUGCACCAGCUCUCACCCAUGCAGCACAGCCAUGCACCAGCUCUCACCCAUGCAGCACAGCCAUGCACCAGCUCUCACCCAUGCAGCACAGCCAUGCACCAGCUCUCACCCAUGCAGCACAGCCAUGCACCAGCUCUCACCCAUGCAGCACAGCCAUGCACCAGCUCUCACCCAUGCAGCACAGCCAUGCACCAGCUCUCACCCAUGCAGCACAGCCAUGCACCAGCUCUCACCCAUGCAGCACAGCCAUGCACCAGCUCUCACCCAUGCAGCACAGCCAUGCACCAGCUCUCACCCAUGCAGCACAGCCAUGCACCAGCUCUCACCCAUGCAGCACAGCCAUGCACCAGCUCUCACCCAUGCAGCACAGCCAUGCAGCCCGCUCAACACUCUCUGAACCCACCGUCCAUCACGCGCAUGGACCGCACUCACCCUGCUGCCCGCUUCUCUCCCUCCCCGCCGUUCUCCCAUGCAUGUGCCUGCAGCUGCAGGCGCUGUUGCGCAUGGGCAUGCCAGCGGGGGUGUGCAGCACGCGCAACGCCACCACGCCACUGCACGUGGCGGCGUAUGGCGGCCACGUGGACUGCAUGUGCCUGCUGGCGGCUGUGCGUGCCUGGCGGCUUGACCAAGCAGCAGUGGGAGGCAGUGAGAUGACUUGCACACCAGGGAAUAGAGCCAGCAGAGGUAGAAGCAGCGGGGGCCAACCCCAAGGCGGUUCAGAUAGUGUGGGAGGAGCAUGCGCGGCGGGCAGGCCAAGGAGGGGAGAGGGGGCAUGGGUUUUGGAAGGAUGGUGUGGCAGAACACAAGGAGGACAGGGUGCUGAGCAGUGGGAAGGGGCGGGAGGGGGGGGUUAUAGAGCCGCUCCCAGGGCAGUGGGGAAGGUGAGAGGAGAGCCGUACACCAACUGCACCGCUCUGAACCCAUUUGUGCAGUGGAAUCUGCAGCCGCUACUACCAGCCACUCCCCCCUCCUUCACCCUCACCUCACCACCCCCACCCGCCUUCACGCCGCCAUACGCCCUCUCGUCCAUCUGCUUGUGGACGUCCCUCUCCGCCAUCGCACCUGGUCGCACACAAGCAACAGCCCUCCUGCCACUGCCGCCACACACAAAGCCUGCUGAUGCAGAUGCUGGCAGUGGAGGCGAGAAGGCAGUGGGGGGCGCAGUUGGUUCGAGUCAGGGCGUGCAGGGGGAGUGGGCAGUGGCGGGGUAUGAGGCGAUGCGUGUGGUGCAGGUGGGGGGUGGGUGGCGCCAGGGCAGCUAUGGCCUGCCCUCCUCCCUCGCUGCCUCUGCUGCACCUGCUGUGUCUGGAAGGCAAGGAAAGGGGAUGGGGGGAAGCAGGGAAGGGGAUGGGGGGAAGCUGGGAAGGGGAUGGGGGGAAGAAGGGGAGGGGAUGGGGGGAAGCAGGGAAGGGGAUGGGGGGAAGCAGGGAAGGAGGGGUAGCACCGGGGGGAAAGGAGGAGAAGCAGGGGGGGAUAGGAGGGGUAGCACCGGGUGGCGCGUGAUGCCUACAGCGGGGCGCACUCAGCUGCUUGCGGUGUGCGCGCUGCUUACAGCUGGGUGCGCGCCCCUUGAAGGGAGGACUCCGCAUCGCGUGAUCCAAAUAGACAUCGGCCACCCGCCGGCCGUCCGCAAGAAAUCCACCGUCUGGCCGUCAGAAAAUCCGCUGGAAGACACGCUGUCAUGGGGCUGGCAGAAGGCGGCGGAAACCGAAGGCGGAAGCGGCGGCGGUGGCGGCGGCGGCGGCGACGCGGCGGAGAACUGCUUCAUCAACACGCUGGUGGUGGGGGCGACGACGUGUCGCGGCGACGGGCGCGGCGACGAGGAGGAGGUGAACGGGAAGCCGAACCUGGUGAUGAUCCACGGGUACGCCGCCGCGUUGGGGUUCUUCUUUCGUAACUACGACGCGCUCGCGGAGCACUUCAAUGUCUACUCCAUCGACCAGCUCGGGUGGGGAGCUUCCAGUCGCCCCACAUUCACACCAGCUUCUCCUGAAGAGGCGGAGACAUGGUUCGUGGAGGCACUGGAGGCGUGGCGCAAGGAGAUGGGGCUGCGACGCUUCGUGCUGCUCGGCCACUCCUUUGGAGGCUUCGUCGCCUCUAGAUAUGCGCUCAAGUACCCUUCAAGGGUGCGGCAUCUGGUGCUGGUGGGCCCAGCGGGCUUCAGCCACGAGUCGGCCAAAAUGCAGCACUUCCGCUCCACGUGGAAGGGCUUUGUCUUCCAGUGCUACUGGGACACCAACAUCCCACCGCAGCAGUUCAUUCGGUGGCUGGGACCAUGGAGUCGGGACAUAGUGAAGACUGCCACAACACAGCGAUGGUCCGACCUGCCACCACCACAAGAGAACAUGACUCCCGAGCAAGUGGACGCCUUCUGUGACUACAUAUACCAGACGCUAUCAGCGCCCAUGAGUGGCGAGCAGUGCAUGACGCUCAUCUUCUCCCUGGGGGCCUUCGCUCGCCGUCCACUCAUAGAUAGUGCGGUGCACUGGAAGGCGCCGACAACGUUCAUCUACGGAGAGCAGGACAUCAUGGACCAUCGGGCAGGGCUGGCAGCUGCCAAGCAGAUGCCCGUGCCAGCAGAGGUGUUCAACGUGCGAGAGGUUGGCCAUAUGCUAUUUUUGGAAAAGCCUACCAUUUUCAGGGACGCCAUCCUGUAUGCGUGCCGAGACAUUCUCCCUGCGAGCUGCUCCACAGUGGAUGCGGCCUGGAAGCAUGUGGAACCUCACCAUAUCCCCCUCACCACCUGCCACAAGAUUCACCUGGAUAUGACAUCAACGGUUCUGAUCGCGCCUCAAGGGAACAGUGGUGUGAGAAGAUUAGCCAGCGGCUGGGGGAUUGGUUGA
This is a messenger RNA of Closterium sp. Naga37s-1, 10560 nucleotides long. The record is from the annotation of a GenBank genome assembly. Lineage: Eukaryota; Viridiplantae; Streptophyta; Zygnematophyceae; Desmidiales; Closteriaceae.